UACAUUUCUGACAUAGUCAGUAUGUACGGUUGGCAACCAUUCAUGUUUUGAUGUUGCCUAUUCGCGCAAGUUUAGUUUGGUUUCGCUUUUAUUUACAUCCAGUGAGUGAGGUUAUUUGUUGGCUUUAAGAAUCACUCUCCAGAUUUCGGAAGUGGAAUAAAUAAUUUUAAUUAUUUAUAGGUAUAAAGAAAUAGCCAUGGCUGAUGUGCGCGAUAUUAUGGACCUGGAGCAGCCUUCUGCUCAAGAAGUGACGCGAGAAUCAAUUAUAGGAUCUGACAAAUUGAAAAAACGUCCUCAAAAUGUGCAAAAAAUACCACGACGGCCUGAAGGAAUGCAUCGAGAAGUGUUUGCUCUGCUGUACAAUGAUAACAAGGAUGUUCCACCACUAUUUCCAUCAGACACAACUAAUGGUUAUAAACAGACCAAAAUCAAAUUGGGCAUGAGAAAACCACGUAAAUGGAAGUGGAUGCCAUUUACUAACCCUGGAAGAACUGAUAAUGCAGAGUUUUAUCAUUGGAGGAGGCCUGCUGAUGAAGUUACAGGAUAUCCUUUUGCCAAAUUUAAUAAAAAAGUUGAAAUAUCAGAGUAUACUGAUGUGGAAUACAAUGAACACCUAUCUAGUGAAAAUUGGAGCAGAGAUGAAACUGAUCACCUCAUUGAUUUAGCAAAACGAUUCGAUUUGCGUUUUGUGAUUAUGGCAGACAGGUAUGACACUGAAAAGUUUGGUAAAAGGUCUGUUGAAGAUAUCAAGGAUCGAUAUUAUAAGAUUGCUGGGGUUUUAUCUAAGGUGAGACUUGUUAAUAUUGCAUGGUAAAAAGUUUACACAUAUGAUGCAGACCAUGAAAAACGAAGGAAGGAACAACUUAAGAAAUUAUAUGAGAGGACAACUGAACAGAUGGAGGAGGAGCAAAUGCUAGUUGGCGAACUCAAGAAAAUCGAAGCUCGUAAGAAGGAACGCGAACGUAAGACCCAAGAUUUGCAGAAGUUGAUUAGUCAAGCAGAUAGUCAGAGUGAAACACCGCGGAAAACCGACAAGAAGCUUCCGAAGAAGAAAAUCUCGAAUCCAUCGCGUCCGUCCAAGGUGGACACUACAGUAAUUACAAAGCAAAUUUUACAAGCAGCGGAAGGCACCGGCAUUAAGUUUCCGGAUUACAAAAACAGUGGUGUUUCUCUACGUUCGCAACGCAUGAAACUACCCGCGAAUGUCGGUCAGAAGAAAGCUAAGGGACUAGAACAAAUGUUGCAGGAUAUGGGAAUGGAAUUAAACCCAACUCCUACAGAAGAAAUUUGUCAGAGUUUCAACGAAUUACGCAGUGAUAUGGUGCUCGUAAUGGAGUUAAAGGCAGCUCUGACCACAUGUGAGUUUGAACUGCAGUCUUUGAGACAUCAGUAUGAGGCACUUGCACCAGGAAAAACCUUAACUAUUCCUGCUCAAUUGAUGCCGAGUGGUCCAGCAGCUGUCGAUCGCGAUGUAGAUGGUGUUAAGACUACAACCGCAGAGAUUAUUGAUGUGGUUGGUUCUCCGGGUACACCGAAUCCUCCAUAGAUUAAUGUGUUUCUUGUAAUUUGAGUUAUUUUGUAUUCAUCUGGUAAAUGUUUGCUUAAAAUCAACUUUAAAAUAAAUGAUCUAUUUCAUAAGCAA
Dalotia coriaria is the source of this 1642-nucleotide messenger RNA. Its product is annotated as DNA methyltransferase 1-associated protein 1-like. The record is from RefSeq and is a predicted model, not a curated record. NCBI's taxonomy places the organism in Eukaryota, Metazoa, Arthropoda, Insecta, Coleoptera, Staphylinidae. The transcript is spliced from 8 exons. Gene Ontology annotation, biological process: chromatin remodeling; negative regulation of transcription by RNA polymerase II; DNA repair. Gene Ontology annotation, cellular component: Swr1 complex; nucleus; NuA4 histone acetyltransferase complex. Gene Ontology annotation, molecular function: transcription corepressor activity.